Peronospora farinosa is the source of this 1008-nucleotide messenger RNA. The record is from the annotation of a GenBank genome assembly. NCBI's taxonomy places the organism in Eukaryota, Oomycota, Peronosporomycetes, Peronosporales, Peronosporaceae.
AUGGAAACUGCUAAUCGAUGGUUGAGCGAGGAACAGAGUAGCCUGGCGGAGGCCUCUUUGGGCAAAAUCAUAUCCACAGGAUUGUUACUAGGCAUUGUUCAUGUUUUGACAGGUCCGGAUCAUUUGAGUGCAUUGGCUGCCAUGACAACAGGAUCAUCGUGGCGAGCAUUUGCUUUAGGCAUUCGAUGGGGUUGUGGUCAUUCGAUUGGUCUCAUUUUUAUGGCACUUGUUUUCUUCGCCGCUGGACAGACAGUGGAUUUGAAAGCUGUGGGUGGAUAUCUUAAUUACAUUGUGGGAUUUUUCAUGAUCGCGUUGGGUUUGUGGACGGGAGUUCAUGUCCGAAAAAAAUACCAGAUACAACAAAAACAAAAGGCCCAUUCACUAGUGAAUGAAGGAGAAGUUCGUGUUGAUAGCAGUCAUGCUAGUCAACAUAGCACGUGCAACACACCAACCAAUUUGGUACCACUGUCACAGAAGAUAGUAUCGAGUCCUACGUCUCCCAAACAUGCUUUACAGCAGACGAUGAUGUCUCCGACAAACGAAUAUGUUGCGGGUCGCGAGACGUCAGCUACACCAUCUUUGUCGUUUCAUUUGAUGAUUAGAGAGGACGAUGAAUCGUCUCAAGCUGCGGCCAAGCCCAAGUUAUGCCUCACUUGCUGCCAAAAUAUCAACUUUGAGAACCCGGUCACACAAAAGAUCACAGCUCUCCUUGUAGGAAUUAUACACGGUUUUGCUGGACCUGGUGGAAUCCUUGGUGUGCUACCCGCCGUUGUGCUGAAUGACUGGGUCAGAUCUGUAGCGUAUCUCGCUUCUUUCUGCGUAACUUCGAUCUUUAUCAUGGGCGUCUUUGCGGCUUUUUACGGUGAAAUCACCGGUCGUCUAGGUAGUAACUCGUCGGUGAUGGAGUUCCGGAUCGGCAUUUUAUCUGCGUUUUUCUCGUUGAUCGUCGGUGUUGCGUGGAUCGGGCUACAAGCAACAGGUCAACUAUCUGCUGUAUUUGGAGAAUAG